AUGAUGAGGACAAGUUUACUGCAGCAUUGCUGAACGUGUACUUGAUAAAAAUAACAAAGAUUGAACCAAAGCAGCACAAGUAUAUGCCUUGGUUCUCAUUACUAUUAUUCAUUUUCUUUUCCUUCAGACACGGUUAAAAGACUUGGUUGGGGAGCAUUUCCUACCCAACCCUGUUGGACCUCACUCUCUUUAACUCUUAGCACAAUUCUGGCACUUUCUGGGGUCUGUUUAUAGCUGUAAAUGCUGUUGAGUUUUACAUGGGGAAGAAGGGUAGUAGCUCGUGGUUAACUGCUGUCAAAAGAGCAUUCAGAUCUCCCACCAAAGACAGUGACAAAAGGAGUAGCAAAAGAAGAGAGGACUAUGAUCAAGAAGAAGAUGAAGAGAAGAGAGAAAAAAGAAGAUGGAUAUUCAGAAAACCUGUGAAUCAUGAAACUGUGAUAACACAACAAACCCCAACAAAGUUGAAGCAUGAUGUGGCUGAAACUACUGAAAGUGGGGCUUCAAGGAAAGACCAAGAUCAAAAGCAUGCGCUUGCUAUGGCGGUUGCCACCGCCGAGGCUGCCAUGGCCACCGCUCAGGCUGCUGUUGAGGUUGCAAGGUUGACCAAACCUGCUAGUCUUGCUAGGGAGCAUUAUGCUGCUACUUUGAUUCAAACUGCUUUCAGAGGAUAUCUGGCUAGAAGAGCACUUCGUGCACUUAAGGGGUUGGUGAAGUUGCAAGCUUUAGUAAGAGGUCAUAAUGUUAGGAAGCAAGCAAAGAUGACACUUCGGUGCAUGCAGGCUUUGGUUAGAGUACAAGCAAGGGUCCUUGACCAGCGGAUAAGGUCUUCUUCACUUGAAGGAAGUAGAAAAUCCACUUUCAGUGACACUACUAGCGUUUGGGAAUCUCGGUAUCUUCAGGACAUUUCAGAUAGGAAAUCAAUAUCAAGAGAGGGAAGCAGCAUUGCAGAUGAUUGGGAUGAACGUCCACACACAGUUGAAGAAGUGAAGGCCAUGUUGAAGCAGAGGAAGGAAGCAGCUAUGAAAAGGGACAAGUCCUUGUCCCAAGCUUUUUCUCAACAGAUUUGGAGGAAUGGUAGGACAUCAUCAAUUGGAAAUGAAGAUGAGCUCGAAGAGAGACCGAAAUGGCUCGAUCGGUGGAUGGCUACGAAGCCAUGGGAGAGUAGGGGAAGAGCUUCAACUGAUCAAAGAGACCCCAUUAAAACUGUUGAAAUUGACACCUCUCAACCUUACUCAUAUCUUGGAACCAAUUAUAGAAGAUCACAUCCAAAUUAUCAGUAUAACCCAAACCACCAACCACAAAGACAUUCCAUUGCUUCGCCACUUCACAGAACACACCAAAAUGGAUCAAUUCACCAAUCCCCUGCAACCCCUUCUCCUGCAAAAUCAAGACCAAUCCAAGUCCGGUCCGCAAGCCCUCGGUGUGUUAGAGAAGAUAGAAGCUACCAGACCUCUCAAACACCAAGCCUGAGGUCUAAUUAUCAUUAUAUAGGAAACUUGUACCAAAAUGGUAGGGUUGGAACAAGUAAUGGUGGUGCUGCAUUGCCUAAUUACAUGGCAGCAACUGAAUCUGCAAAGGCUCGAAUUCGAUCACAGAGUGCGCCGAGGCAGAGGCCAGGCACACCAGAGAGGGACAGGGUUGGAUCAGCAAAGAAAAGGCUCUCUUUCCCUGCUCCUGAUCCUUAUAAUGUAGGAGUGAAUUAUGGAAAUUAUGGACAUAGUUUAAGGAGUCCAAGCUUCAAGAGUGUUGGUGUAUCACAUUUUGGUUUGGAGCAGCAAUCCACUUACUCUUCUUGCUGCACUGAGAGUCUUGGUGGUGAGGUUUCUCCUUCUUCAACUGGUGACCUUAGAAGAUGGUUGAGAUGAUUUGUGUUACAUACAUUGAUGAGAAAAAGAGUUAGAAAGGUUAUCACUAUUGGCUUCUUAUUUUAUUUAGGCUUUUGUGAUGUUAGACUUAUUUUAGUUAUAACCCCUUCACCUCAAAAGAAAGGAAGUUACCCAGGGUGACCUGAAUCUUAUGUAGUAGCAGAAAAGCAAGUACUUUCUUGCUAGGAAGCUGAGAACCAUUGAUGUGUUCGUUGAUCAUUUGUUUUUUAAUACUUUUGUUUAGAUUCCAAGAUAAAAGUGAGCACUAUGUGGUGGCCUACCUCACUUGGGAUGUUGUGUUGAUGUAGAAAGA
Molecule: messenger RNA, 2178 nt
Organism: Gastrolobium bilobum
Lineage: Eukaryota; Viridiplantae; Streptophyta; Magnoliopsida; Fabales; Fabaceae
Product: protein IQ-DOMAIN 17
Exons: 5
Coding region: 258-1865 (535 amino acids)
Molecular function (GO): protein binding
Source: RefSeq, a predicted model, not a curated record